AUGAAUGUGAAGAUAACCACAUUCCUGAGUAAAACAGUAACAUUUAUUGAAACUCCAGGAAAGAUCUUGCUGAGUGAAAAAGACGAUCUUGAAAAGUAAAAUAGGCGUAGAGGAAAGAGUAAAAAAGUGUUUGGAUACCCAAUCAGCAUCUUUUUCAUUUUAGUAAAUGAGUUCUGUGAGAGGUUCUCCUACAAUGGAAUGUGAGCUGUGCUGGUGCUGUACUUUAAGUACUUUUUGCUAUGGGACGAUGACUUGGCCACCUCCAUAUCUGAUAAUACUGCAAAGCAAAGAAAAACUUUCUUUUCAGUUUUCUAUCUCUGCAUCAAUGAUGGAAGUCUUCUGUCAACUAUUAUAACUCCCAUCCUUGCUGCACAGCAAUGUGGCAUCCACAGUAUAAGCAAUUGUUACUCUCUUGCUUUCGGAGUGCCUGCAGCCCCAAUGGUGGUUGCUCUUGCAGUGUUUAUCAUGGGAAGCAGUAUGUACUACAAAGCUAAACCAGAGAGGAAUAUCAUGCUCAAAGUGUCUAAAUGCAUAGGAUUUGCAAUUAAAAACCGAUACAGACACAAAGGCAAGCAAUAUCCAAAAAGGGUCUGGUCGGACUGGGCAGAGGAAAAAUAUGAUUGCAUUCAUGUUAUAUUUUUUUCUUCACAUGGUCCAAUUGUCAUACAGCCUGAACAAAUGCAGAUGAUCAACCCAAUCUUGAUCCUGACUCUGGUUCCUGUUAUGGACAGCCUGAUAUACCCUCUGAUUAAAAAGUGUGGGGUGAACUUUACGAGGGAGAUUGACUAUCUGGUGACCAGUUGCAGCCAGAACAUUCUGGAGCUCAACACUCUGAAAACAGUGGAGAUGAUAAUGGACUUCAGAAAGAGCACAGCCCCACCCAACCCCAUCAUCCUGUGUGACUCUCCAGCCGCCAUUGUGGACUGCUUUCGUUUCCUGGUCACCAUCGUUGCUCAGGAUCUCAAGUGGGAGCUGAACAUCACCUCCCUUACCAAGAGAGCUCAGCAGAGAAUGUACUUCCUGCGGCAGUUGAAGAAGUUCAGCCUGCCAAAGACAAUGAUGGUGCACUUCUACUCUGCCAUCAUUGAGUCCAUCCUCACAUUUGUUAUUGUUGGUUUUCUACAGGCUUAUGAUUUGAUUUAUAAGCCACAAUAAGGAAACAAUAAAAUCAGAUUUAUAAAUGGAAUGAGUAAACCACUCAACAUUCCUUCGGCUGCAGUUCAGUUUGGAAUAAUUGACCUUUAUAAAUAUUCCAUCUACUCAGAGAUAAAAAAAUGGAGGGCCACAUUCACCUUGCACAGUGUGUCACAGUCAUGUGAAUACAGCAAGGAUUUUAGAUUUGGUGGCUCAAAUACUUUCUUCAUUCCCAGCACAUUAAACUUUGGACCAAAUUGUCAGGAGUGUAUAACUGAGACAGUGGACAUAGAGCCGAACUCGGUGCACGUGCCCCUCCAGAUCCCACAGUACUUCCUCAGCACUACUGGUGAAGUGAUGUCUUCUGCUACUGGCCAGGAGUUCUCCUACUCACAGGGGGAAAAAAUUACCCAAGCCAUUCUGACCUUAUGUGAAAAAGAGGUGACAAACAAUGUUGGAAAGCCCAAGUGA
This is a messenger RNA of Girardinichthys multiradiatus, 1605 nucleotides long. It is a transcript of the gene slc15a1a, whose product is annotated as solute carrier family 15 member 1a. The record is from RefSeq and is a predicted model, not a curated record. NCBI's taxonomy places the organism in Eukaryota, Metazoa, Chordata, Actinopteri, Cyprinodontiformes, Goodeidae. Gene Ontology annotation, molecular function: methyltransferase activity; dipeptide transmembrane transporter activity; 2-oxoglutarate-dependent dioxygenase activity. Gene Ontology annotation, biological process: transmembrane transport. Gene Ontology annotation, cellular component: membrane.